This is a messenger RNA of Electrophorus electricus (electric eel), 3485 nucleotides long. It is a transcript of the gene acp2, whose product is annotated as acid phosphatase 2, lysosomal. NCBI's taxonomy places the organism in Eukaryota, Metazoa, Chordata, Actinopteri, Gymnotiformes, Gymnotidae. The record is from RefSeq and is a predicted model, not a curated record. Gene Ontology annotation, molecular function: acid phosphatase activity. Gene Ontology annotation, cellular component: lysosome. Gene Ontology annotation, biological process: lysosome organization; dephosphorylation.
GGUUGGCAGGUAUUUGCGCUAGCUGCGCUAAUUUAGCUGUCUUUGUAGUCGUAGCAAGUUUUCGUCGUGUCCUGAAGCAUGGGUUCGUAUUUGUUGAUCAUGUCAUUGUGUGUCUUCGGAUGCUCAUUUGGAGAAAGUAAGCUCAAAUUUGUCACACUGUUGUAUCGCCAUGGAGAUCGGUCUCCAAUCAAAGCUUACCCCACUGACCCAUACCAGGAAAGUGCUUGGCCACAAGGAUUUGGACAGCUUUCUCAGGAAGGAAUGCAGCAGCACUUUGAGCUUGGGCAGUUUCUGCGAAAACGCUACACAGGGUUCCUGUCCGAGUUGUAUAUGCGUUAUGAGAUUGCUGUGCGCAGCACAGACUACGACCGCACGCUGAUGAGUGCUGAGGCGAAUCUGGCCGGCCUCUACCCACCCAACAGCUCGCAGGCCUUUCACCCAGGCUUGAAAUGGCAACCCAUCCCUGUUCACACGGUCCCACAGAGCCUGGAGAGGUUGCUGUCUUUUCCCCUGCCGAACUGCCCACGCUAUCAGCAACUCAUGAACAUGACGGAGAAGACCAAAAUCUUCUUAAAUGUCACAAGGACAUACGAAGAUUUUAUGAACAUGGUACGCAAAAACACGGGGCUGGACACAGUUUCCAUCGAGACGGUGUGGAGAAUCUACGAUACCCUUUUCUGCGAGGGGAAGCAUGGAAUGGUCCAUCCACCCUGGGUGACUCCAGAGGUUAUGAAGACACUAUCACUGUUGAAGAACUUCUGCUUUCAGAUGAUGUUUGGCAUCUAUAAGCGAGAGGAAAAGUGCCGGCUUCAGGGAGGUCUCUUGCUGGAUCAGAUCAUUAAAAAUUUUACAGUGGCUGCAGCUCUGAACUCCACCGAGAAGUUGAAGAUGAUUAUGUAUUCAGCGCAUGACACGACCAUUGUAGCCCUGCAGGAAGCGCUCGCCGUCUUUAAUGGUCUGCAGCCGCCGUACGCCUCCUGCCACAUCUUCGAACUGCACCAGGAUGAUAACAUGUCAUUUGCAGUCGAGAUGUACUAUCGAAAUGACAGCUCUGUAGCUGAGCCAUACCCCAUAUCUUUACCCGGCUGUACCCAACGCUGUCCCCUACAGGACUUCAUUCGACUCACAAGCUCAGUCAUUCCAAAAAACUGGAUGAAGGAGUGCCAGAUAACUGCAUCAUUCAGUGACAAAGAUGUUGUCAUCGGACUAGCUGUUUGUGGCUCCGUGCUGCUGCUUCUCGUCGUGCUGUUGUUAAUCGUACUGUGCCGUCAGAGUGAGCCAGCGGUCGGCUACACCCAUGUCAGUAACCAUAGCGACGACCACUCCUGACACUUGUACCAGCCCCUCUGCAAAGGGGAGUCAUGGGAAUGUGAGGAAGACCUGAGGGAGACCAGCCUCAGAGCUCAACACACCAGCGGCUGCUUGCCAAGUCAGAUUUGAGCACCUUUUUUGGUCCAGAACUUUAAAUUAAUUUUUGCUGUGAGUUGUGGGACAUUGAUUUUAUAUAGUAGUUCUGAUCUAGAGAGAUUACUUUCCAUUAAUGUGACGGACAUUCAGUCCGUUUACACACCUCCGAGACAGGAUCAAAAAGAGAACUGUGGUUUUAAUGGAGAACCUCAGAAUAAUUGUGACUUGGUGAAAAUGACCACCACUGGCCUGUAAUCCUGUUCUGUUUUUGUCUGCCUGUCUGACCUAAAGUCUUUUCUCCAGCAGAAAACCUUAUUUUGUCUUUACUCCUCCGUGUGCCUGAUGAGCAGUGAUGACUUUUCUAGUGUCCUGGUUUUCUGAUGCUGAGAAGGUACUCGUCUCAAAGGUCCAAUGAAACUGCUAUUUUUGUAUCAACGUCAAAGAGUUCCUACACAUUUUCCAUUUAAAAAUUCCAGACUUCCAGAAAAAUUCCAUAAUUUUUAGACUGCUCUGUAGAUUUUUCAAACCAUGUUUGAAAUGAGUACAAAGGGCUAGAUGUUUAUUAUUAAAUAAAUGGUUUUAAAAUCCAACUGUUAUGUAUCUUGCAUUCUGACGAGGUAUGCUAUUAAACUGCCAAGUAAUUACCAGAAGAUUCUAGCUGUAGCCCAGGAUGUCAAUUGGCACCAAACCCAAACAAGUUCAGUGUACAGCAUUUUAUUCUUGCUGCAAUGCUAAAACAGUGCAAUAUUAUUCAGUUUUUGACAUGUACAUUUAAAUAACUACACCUUCAAUCCCUACAGUAACAAGUGAUGUUCAUGUAGUUCAUCAGGGAAUUAGAAAAGAGGAAUUAAAUUCCGCUGGCUUUGCUUCAUUGGUUGUUUAAAUGAAGUAAAAACAACCCUUGUAAAUGAUUUUACUUUAUUAGUAAUCAUGAAUUAAAGUAAUUAAUUUGGAUUAUUUAAAAUAUUGUUUAAUAUAAUUUAACACAAUUUCCACACCUGCACAGUCUUGCUUAUUCACUGUGUCCAUCUGAUUAUUCUUAAACAUUUACUACAUAAGUCAAAUGGUGUGUGUAUGUGUGUAUGUGUGUGUGUGUGUGUGUGUGUGUGUGUGUGUGUGUGUGUGUGUGUUUUAAAAAAAAAAAAAAAUCCAAAAUGUGUAUGCAAUUAAACGAUAUUGCCACAUUCUCUUUCAAACUAAUUUGGUUGCUGAUGUCUGUGUUUUGUAAGUUCUGUGGCAGAGCUGUCUGUAGGCUGUGACAUACAGGAGCUCUGUGUAAGAGUGUGUUCAGUCACAUGCCAUUUGCUUUGCUUUCAAUAACCUCAUGCUUGCUUUGGUCAGCAGUCUUUCACAAUGCGAUAAACAUUGGCUGCACUGGCUGACUGCUCCAAAUGCCAUGAAAAAAUCCUCUGCUCAUUUAUUUAUUUAAUUUUAUGUUUUAAAAAAUGGGACAUUUGUUAUGCAAACUUUUUUUAGUGCCUCAUGUUUUUCAUAUUUAUCCAGGCAUAGAAAUGAAUACAUUCACAUUCCAUACUAUGUAGGAACUCUGUCAAAUGAGAUGUAUGAGCCUGUUCUGUUUGUUGUGUGGUGCUGACACAUUAGAUCAAAUGUCACAAUGACCACAUUCAUUGUGCUUUUUGCUCCUACUCUUUGUUGACUCUGUUUGGCUCAGGCAGAAAUGUUCCUAAUAAACAUGUAAUCUUCAAAUGGUUACCUGUUUAUUAGGAAUGAUUUACUCUAGAUAUUAGUUACAACAUCCAUGUGGUGCAAUUCCAUAUGCGGAAUUCAGGUUAUAAGAGGGUUGGGGGCAGGAACUGUUGCAAUAUUUCCAGUUAAACAUUUGCAGCUGAACUCUGUAUAGGGAACUGUAUAUUUAGUACAUAAUGCAAGCUUUUGGUUAUAGCCACCAUAUGCUUUGUUUAUGAUCUAUGUUCUGCAAUGCUUAGCUCUGCCCCCUGCAGGGCUAGAGUGAACACUAUGAACCAUCUUUGUUUACAUCUAAUCUUUCGUGCUUCACAUCAGUGUAUAUUAAUAUAUAAAUCAUAAUUGAUUACAGAAUAAAAAUGGUUUCAUUUGUA